CAAAGGAGUUCUCAAAUCUGGCCGUCACCUGUAUUGAAAAGAGUUUUCGUAUCACAAUGGUAAAGAAAUGUGUCUCGGUAUUUUUAUUCCAACCAAAAUACCGGAACCUGUUUUAUCAUAAUGUAGGUCAUCUCGAUCAGAUACUUGCGACAUCGUUAAACAUCGCCUGAAUGAAAUCGAAGUCUCUCGGACCUGAGUAAUUUUAUUGUCGUUUUAUCGUGUAAUAUAAGUGGGGAUUCGUGAGAUUAUGGACGCCCCUUAGUAGCAUGCGUGCGUCACGGCGCGUAGCGUCUUGUACGUGUACACUGUCAAGCCGAAAUCGCGGUGUUAGUUACAGAACUGGCAACAAAUCGAUGUAAACAAGUAUAUAAUAAAGAUGGUGACAAUAUACGAUUUUCUCGUCGUGACAAAUUAUCGCGAAUGAAUUUCGUACUUGAUUUUAUACAUAUCCGUACGGACAGAACGAAGUUAAUUUCGACUACGGUCAUACGAUCAUCGAAACAUGCUGUAUCCAAUAAAGGUGAUUACUUACAAUUAUAAACGUAAACCGAUUAUAAAUUCUCAACAAUAUUGGAGUGAAUUCGGUUGGAAUAAACUUUUAUUGGUUUUGUUAUGAAUUUGUUAUCAUUGAUGUUUUGGUUUUUCAGGAGCAGUCUCAAAAUAACUUGCAAAAUGUUUAGUUUUCACAAGCCAAAGGUGUAUCGAUCUAGUACAGGAUGUUGCAUUUGUAAGGCGAAGUCUAGCAGCUCAAGAUUUACAGACAGUAAAAAAUACGAGGAUGAUUUUAUGGAAUGCUUUCAACUUGAGGAAAGACGAACUGGAGAAAUUUGUAAUGCAUGCGUACUCUUAGUGAAAAGGUGGAAAAAAUUACCUGCAGGAAGCAAUCGUAAUUGGAGACAUGUUGUUGAUGCACGUGCGGGACCUGGUAUAAAAUCACUAACAAAAUUUAAAUCAAAAAAUAAAAAGAAAAUAAAAGAUAUGCCAGAAAAAUUUGAAAAGAUUAUGAAAAAGAAACAUAUCUAUUUGAAAACAGACAGAGAUCGUGAACAAAGUCCAGCAAUGAGCGAUGAUUUAACAGAAGAUUAUUUAAAUGGAAAUGGCAGUAAAAGUUCAAGUCGUGCUGGUAGUCCUGUAGGGAGUGAUGAUAUUCCAGUUACUGAAAAACAAUUAAAUAUGCAGGAUAUUUCAGAAUCAAAAGAUGAUUUAACUGUCAAUGGAUUUAUUGAUCUAUCAUAUUUCAAAAGGGAAAUUAUUUGUUGUGGAACAAUAUUUAAAGGUCCAUAUGGAGAAGUAAUAGUGGAUCCUUCAUUAAUAAAACCUUGUAUCGGUUGCAUAGCUAGACAACAACGACAGCAACAAACAAAUGCAUUAAGUUGCAGCCCUGUGCAUAGUUCUGCAUCGGCCAGUCCUGCCCACAGUUCUGCGUCUGCUAGUCCUGCUCAUAGUGUAGAGUCUGGUACAGAGACUGCAGUCUCUAAACAGACAAGUAAGACAUUUAGUGACUCGUCAUCAGAUUCUGGCUAUGAUGAAUCCUCCAACCAAGGAGUUGCUGAGAGUAAGAUUACAAAAAUUAUUCAAAGUACCAGUGCUACUGUAAAGCCAGCAAUUAAGAUACAACCAUUGAAAAGUGUUCAACUUAAAGCUAUACCAGUAUCGGAAGCUGUCAGGUUAAAAACAGACGUGCCAAUUAAAUUGGUACCUAUAAAACAAAUUGAUCAACUAUCCUGUAAGCCAUUGUCUUUAGUUUCUUCUACCAAUGUUUCUUUAAGCAGUAGUACUUCACACUCCAUUGUUACCGUCCCAAGCAAUCCACUCGUCGAUUUUGCCAUGCACGCAGCCUCCUCAAGGCAAUCAGUCUCUAAUUAAUGUCAGUCUCUCAUAGAUUUUUAAUUUAUUUUUUUCUUACACAUAGAUAGACAUAUACUAUGAUGCAAAAUUGUGUGUUAAAUAUGCUACCAUUUACUAUCUCAGAUUACAAAGGCUCUGGACGAGAGUGUUUAAGUUUUAUCAUAUCGAACACAGAGAGUUUAUAACGUUAUGAAUGGUGAAAAGUGAAUUCUUGUAAUUAGAAGAACUGUUAUAAUAUGCAGUAGAUAUAUAGUGCUCUUAGGAAAGGUUGCACAGGAUCUAUGUCCUUGAUCGUUGGUUGUUGAAAAAGAUAUAUAUAAUUCUAUAUGACAUGAUCUUUAUGGAUGUGAGUUCUUGAAAUGUGUUCCACGUCUAUUAGAUGAUUCUUAUGAGAGAUAGUUGAGAAAGGGCACAAUGUUUCUACUGAAUGCUGUUUGUAGCAUAGAUUAAAAAAAAUACUUAUAAACUGCCAUGAACUUAUAAUUGUUAACUUUCCACAGAUAGAUCUCCAAUAUGUGAAAAGUUUUCAAUUAUUUUCUAAGUGUAAUAAUAGUUAUGUACAUCAAAAUACUGUGAUGACAUGUAUAUGUAACAUGAGAUAUAAGAUUAUUAUUCGGCAAGUGGCAGUUUAUGGUAUCUUCGUUCUAAACGUUAGUUAACGUACUGUAUGGAUGUAAAAAAAUUUCUUGUCCAUAGCUUUUGUUUUUCUGGGCUUUAUCUAAAAAUUGCAAUCGUAAUUGUGAAUAUAUGUAUAGAAGUUCCAAGAUGCCAAUCAGUUUUCAAACAUUUGGGUCCAAAAAUUUUAAAAAAGUGAAUUCACUUAGGGUCACGAUAGCUACAUUGUACCAGAUGCAUUUGAUAUGAUUCAUGUAAUGGUCCAUGACGUUAAAAGUAAGUAAUUCAACUUAAGGAAUGAAUGUGUUCGGGUACUGUAACUCUUGACCCAAUAAUAGCAAUAAUACAAAGGGUAACUUUAUAAUAAAGUAAUUAAAGUCUGUUGAAUAGCAUCAUAUCAGUAUGAUGAUAUAUUUAGGCAGUAUUACUAGAGAAAGAAAUUGAACGAGAAUAAGGCAAUCAGAUUGGCAAACUGGACCAGUAAAAUUUGUUAUAAUAUUUCAGGGUUACUGUAUAAUUAAUGUAAAAAAAAACAAAUGAUUUAACAGCAGAUUAUUGACAUACGAUAUAUAAGUAUAAUGCUAAAUAAGUGAAAACUGUUAGUUCCUAGUUUUUAGAGAUGGGCACAUGACCGAACAAAAGCACAUAAAAGUACCUGUUGGAAGCUGAUUAACUGUGAUCAUUGGAUUAUUCAUUGUUUUAAAAAUAGUUUUUUUUUUCUCAUUUCAUUAAUGACAUACGCACAAAGAUUAUCCAAAUUUACAUACAAUGUAUUUUUUGUGGAAGAACCCAGGAGUGAUCACACGCAUAAGUUUUUUAAGACUGUAUUAUAAGAUGCAUUUGAAACAACAUAUAAACUCAAUCCUAUUAAAAACUAACAUUCAUAAUAAUUGUAAACAUACAGUUAACAUAACUUUAACAACAAAGCCAAAGAUAUGAGAGAGAUAGACAUUACUUUAUAACAAUGACAAAUAAUUUGGUCAAUAGUGCAACCUUUUAUGAAAGUGUAAUAUUUGAUUGUAAAAUUAAAACUGAAAAUUUACAUCUGUUGAAUACGUAAUUUUGAUCUUGUAUAACAGCUAAAAUUUACUCUUAAUAUUUAAAACGAACAAAAUUCGGAAAUUUUUAUGAUUGAAUUUAGCUGAAGUAAUAAUAAAAUUUGAGAGUAAUCUACUUCUGGGAUAUUUGCAAUUUUUAUAAUAAACUUCUUCUGACAUAAAAAAGUAAAAGUUUACAUUUUAAGAGUACUGUGUUUGCUGCCCAUCUGGCUUAAGCUCGUUGACAAUCGUUAUGUAACAAGGAAACGAUAACAGUUUUUCAUAUAGAAUCAAACAUCGAAACUACAAUUUGUCCAAGGACAAUGUUUACCACCUUGUCCUUUGACAAAUUUUAUUGUACAUUUCUUUGCCUAGGAGACUUUAUGAUCUCUUUACUGUGAAUAUUAAUAGCUAUGAUUUUUGUUGUAACACACACGUUAUGAUUUAUAAUAAUUAAUAUAUGUUAAGAAUUAAGGUGGGAUCAUAGAUAAACAAGCCAUAUGUUUACCAUUAUCGUGUAAGAUUGAUGUUUUAACAGCCAGAAAUAAUGAAUCUUACUACUCAAGAAGCUCAAAUUACAAUUAAGAUUUCUAUAAUAUACUCGUUCAACGCAUAGCUAAUAUAAUUUUUUAAAUGAUCUUUAUAUCUGCCUAUGAUCCUUCCUCUAAAUGAAAAAAUACGAAAUACUUGUUUAAUUUAUUUAUUUUGUAAGUUUAUUUACUUGCAAUAUAUAAUAUUCCUUUUCUACGUAAAUUUAUAUAUAUUUUUAUACAAAUUAAUCUUUGCUUUUUAUGAAAUAAACUGUCUGUAGCACUGCCGGGGAAAGAAAACGUGCAGACGUUUGAUUCCAAGUCAAUCUGCUGGCAAUAUUCGAUGAACUAUUUAUUUUCAAUUAACAUGAAUAUUAAUGUAAUUCUUGAGUUAUAAUGUAUAACUUGAGAAAUAUAUAAAUGGUGGCCACAGAUUGAUUAGGCACUAGAAACAUUCGUAAGUGUGCAUAAAGAAAUUUUGUAAAUGGAUUUAUAUACGUGUAUAAAAUGGUCUCAUAUUCAAAGUAACAUGAUUGAGUGAUACAUAAAAAAUACAAAUAAUUGCGUGUGUUUUAAAACAGAAAAAGUAUAACAAAUUAAAACUUUAUCGAUAAAAAGAUUAUAAAUGAAUAUAUUGUGCAGCUAUGAAAAUAAUAUUAUUUAUGGAUAAUGCUAACAGCUGCGGACAAACAUCAAAUCAUCUUAUAUAGGUAUUGGGAUGUUAUAUUAAAGUUAAGGAAGAACAUGUGUCAUUUCCAAUGUGUUAAACGUUCUUGAGAAAGCAAACUGUUUAAAUAAAAUAACAUAAUUAAAGUUUGUGUGCAUUGCUGUCAUAUAACUUAAAGUUAAUGGUUUUGUAUAAAGAUACGUAUAUAAAAUAAUUGAACAACAUUUAAUUUUUGUUUUGAUUUAUAGGAAAUUUACAAAAUCUAUUGUUUUAAACUAUACAGUUUUGUGAGAUCUGUUGAAAUAUUAGUACGUUGUACUUCAAAUUUUUAUUCUACUUUAAUUGUCUUCCUGAAGAAUUUUCAUUGUAGUAAGUUGUAGUUAAAAGAAUUCAUAUUUACUGUAUUAUGAUUACUAAAAUAGAAAUAUGAACAUUUUAUACAUAUGUAAUUCUGGAUUCUAAAUUUCUUUCAUGAAUAAGAAGAUUAGUUAUUAAGUCAUAAAAUAACUUCUUUUUAUUAAAAAUUCUGUUUUGCUUUUCAGUAAAUCUUACAAACAUUUUAUAAGUUUUAAAU
Molecule: messenger RNA, 5271 nt
Organism: Nomia melanderi (Alkali bee)
Lineage: Eukaryota; Metazoa; Arthropoda; Insecta; Hymenoptera; Halictidae
Biological process (GO): negative regulation of cell migration
Cellular component (GO): Sin3-type complex
Source: RefSeq, a predicted model, not a curated record